GACAGCUUGCUUUUGCAAUGGCCAAUCCUCUCUUACCGACCUUUCCUCUGUUCAUUCCGCAACAGCCUAUCCUCUUUCCAGUCGCACCAAAACCAACCAACACGAUCCCUACACCGGUGCUCCUGGCGCUUUUGGAGAACAUGAAAAACAUGAACACACUCCUCAGCAUGUCAAACAUGCGGCAACCGGUCAAUACUUUUACCCAAUUUCAACCAAUUCCUGAAACAAGACCGAUGGAGACCGAACAAUCGUCAGAACCCAGCACUGAAAUGUGUUCUGAGCACAAUUCAGAUGAAGAAGUUGAGGACAAGCAAGUGACCAAGUCUGAUUCAGUUUCAGUGAAAGUUCAAGUACGAAAUUCCAGGACGACAGCCAGAUCUGAGCCUAUUGAGAUUACUUAUGAGCAACUUGCGAAACACUUCCAUCGCAGCCUGGAAUCAGCUGCAUCCAGCAUUGGAAUCGGAAAAUCUACCAUGAAAGUUGUUUGUCGACGAUUGGGCAUCAAGAAAUGGCCCUACACCCAUAAGGGCCAGAGGCGCAGGAGACCCUCCAAGAAGAUUCAGGCCUCGGUAAGUCUCCUGCACUUGGGUUGGAAUGCGUGUUGCUCACGUCGUCUUGCAGCAGUCCGAAUCAGCACCUGCCUCCAGUGAUCGCAGCUGGUUGUCGGAAAUGGGAGAUUGCGCAAAGCCGCUGGUACAGAAAGCGGAGGAGGAAUCUUCUGAUAGCGAGUCAAGCAAAGACCCAAAGGAAAGCACUUCGUCACAAGAAGCAGCCCUCAAUCCCAACCUUCUGUCUGCCAGUGAGUGGGCGUUUCUUGCAACCUGUGCAUCCCCGAAGGCGAGUGCUACUGCUGCCUCUCAGAACUAAAUGUUCAUCUUAAUUUUCUACCGUGGCUGUAGUCGAAGUCUUGGUCCAAUGCUUUAAGAUGCUCGUCUGUGGCGGUGUUUUGUUCUGUAAAUUAUCUGCUUAAUUUUACCUGUCAGUGAAAUGUGAAAUCAUUGC
This is a messenger RNA of Guillardia theta CCMP2712, 1002 nucleotides long. RefSeq lists its product as hypothetical. The transcript has 2 exons. The record is from RefSeq and is a predicted model, not a curated record. Gene Ontology annotation, molecular function: DNA-binding transcription factor activity. NCBI's taxonomy places the organism in Eukaryota, Cryptophyceae, Pyrenomonadales, Geminigeraceae. Bases 18 to 650 code for a protein of 210 amino acids.